Molecule: messenger RNA, 927 nt
Organism: Adineta ricciae
Lineage: Eukaryota; Metazoa; Rotifera; Eurotatoria; Adinetida; Adinetidae
Source: the annotation of a GenBank genome assembly
AUGGAUACACCGUCAAUAACAACUCGUCCAAAUUUGGAUAGUAAAAUAUUCAGAAGCGUAUCAUUUAUAGUGAUUGUCAUCAUCCUAUAUUGUUCCACGAUUUACUAUAAACGCUCAAUAGCAACUCCAGGGCAUCUUUCAUCGUCAACAAUUAAGUGUGACCAAUGCCGUUUGUCAAUGAUCGAAUCAGAUGGGUGGUUUUGCGAAUCAGACUCUAAUUGGCAACGGCGAAAACUAGUUCACCAUGCACAAGAUAGGCGAAAUAACGUGACCGAUAGUCGUUUUUUGUUUUUUCAGAAUAAUUGGGAAUCAACGGUACACUGUGAAUUCGAACAACGAAUCGGACGCACCGGUGAUGGUGGCAAAUGGAUCUGUGACAUCCAUCGAUUUCAACAGAUGAACGAAACAAAUACUUUAGUCUAUUCGUUCGGCUCGAAUGGUGAUUUCAGUUUUGAACGCGGCAUAAAAGAAAAAUUACCACAAGCAGAAAUUCACACAUUCGAUAAAGGAUUUUUCCAGUGUCCUGACGGCGUGUGUUUGUUUCACCAAGCGUAUUUAGGUAAUGGCAAAAUUAACGGUACAAAGUCAUUAGAAAAUAUCACACAAGAACUUGGCCAUUCAAAACGAGAUAUUCAUAUACUCAAAGUCGAUAUUGAAGGACAUGAAUUUAAUUUAUUUGAAGAAUUAUUUGGUUCAUCAGCAAGUACGCGAAAGAAUAGACUUUAUAUUCGGCAAAUUUUAUUCGAAAUUCAUCUUGGUAGUAAUAUGAAUGAGCAGAUGAGCCGACGUACGCAUAGACUAUUUAGUCUAUUUCGUGCAAAUAACUACGCGAUCUUCCAUAAGGAGGUCAAUCUGGAUAAUCCUCAAAACGUUUUUGAAGAUAUGAUCGAUGAUAAUUAUUUACUUAUGAAAAUAGUCCUCAACUAA